GAGUGAAUUGCGGAUUUUCAACGGCGGCUUUUGGCGGCUGGGCUGGCCUUGCCUUGGCACCCGAGGGGCUCCGGUGGAGCGUGCCAGGUGGGACGCCCUGUCCCUUGCCCUUCCCCUCCGCGGGCAGAGGCCGACUCGGCAGGAGCGAGAGUCGCAGAGCUGGUGGCCGGGUCCGCGGAGCUGUCCCGCAGGGUGAAGUCGCAGCGCUCCCCCCGGCUUCCAGGGAGCGGAAGUGUCCCCGUGGGCCGGCCUCGCCCUUAGCCGCCCUUUGGGCGGCUUUUGUACCUCAGGGGAUGUCAGUCUCGGCGACGUGCUGGGCCCAGCUUUGAAGAAUGACUCGUGACGCCGGCGUGGGGGACAGCGUCAUCGCGGCACUUCACUGACCAUGGAUUCUUAUGCUAUCCCAGAAUCGACUCCCAGACGAAGUGCAUCCUCAAGGCUUAAAGAUCACUUUAUAGGUGCUACUCCUCUGCAGAAGCGGUUGGAAUCAGUCAGGAAGCUGACUUCAUUUGUCCCGCCUUCACCUCAAAGGAAAAUUCCCCAGUGUUCACAGUUGCAGGAAGAUGUUGAUCCUCAAAAGGUUGCAUUCCUUCUACAUAAGCAAUGGACUCUGUAUAGUUUAACUCCCCUGUAUAAGUUCUCCUACACAAAUCUCAAAGAGUACUCUAAAUUUCUGAGUGCAUUUAUUGUUGCUGAAAAGCAAAAAGGACUUGCUGUGGAAGUGGGCGAAGACUUGAACAUCAAAGUGAUUUUCUCUACUCUCCUGGGAAUGAAAGGAACACAAAGGGACCCUGAUGCAUUUCUCGUCCAGAUUCUGUCAAAAUCUCAAUUGCCAUCUGAGAACAGAGAAGGUAAAGUGUUGUGGACUGGUUGGUUCUGCUGUAUAUUUGGAGACAGUCUUCUGGAGACUGUUUCAGAAGAUUUCACCUGCUUACCCUUAUUCCUUGCAAAUGGAGCAGAGACUAAUACAGCCUUAAUUGGAACCUGGUUUCAGAAAACUUUUGACUGUCAUUUCAGUCCUUUAGCAAUCAAUGCAUUUAAUCUUUCCUGGAUGGCAGCUAUGUGGACUGCAUGCAAAAUGGACCAUUAUGUGGCUACUACUGAGUUUCUUUGGUCUGUACCGUGUAGCCCUCAAAGUCUGGAUAUUUCUUAUGCCAUACAUCCGGAGGAUGCAAAAGCUUUGUGGGACAGUGUCCACAAAGCCCCUGGGGAAGUUACCCAGGAGGAAGUUGACUUGUUCAUGGACUGCCUUUGUUCACAUUUCCAUAGGCAUUUCAAAAUUCACUUAUCAGCCACAAGAUUGGUUCGCGUUUCAACAUCUGUAGCUUCAGCACAUACUAAUGGAAAAAUAAAGAUUCUGUGUCAUAAAUACCUUAUUGGAGUGUUGGCAUAUUUGACAGAACUGGCAAUUUUUCAAAUUGAGUGAGGCCUUGUGGGGAUCAUAAGUCAUGGAUUUUAUACCUUUUUCUCAUUGUUUGAUUAAUUGCUAUGCUGAGAAGGGACUGCAGGAGAAAUGGGCAUCCAUCUCUGCAUCUGUUUCCUCACAGUGCCUUUGGAGGUGCCCGUAGAAGCCAAGAAGGAUCUAGAACAGAAGGUGGUAGGGCAUGAACCACAGCCAGGCGCUUCUGUAAUAGUCAUGACUAUCAGGGGUGCCAGUCUCUAGAAGAUGCUGAGUUGUUAUUUGUUGGCCAUCUUCCUAAAAAAUAUGUAAUGUUUAGUAUGUCAGACGUUUCGGAUUCAAAUGAGAGAGCUCUAAUAUUCAGUAUUUCUGACUUGGGUCUCUAAAACUUUUAGUUCCUUGUAAGCAUUUUAGACUUGCAUUGAGAGAAUUUCUGUCUUGUAAAGACAUUUUCCUAGCACAAUUUUGCUGUAGAGAACUAGCAAUCAAAAAAUCCUCUGCAAAGGAAACUAAAAAUGAAUAUGGAUUUUUAGAAGCCAUUAAUAUGCUUGUUUUUAAUAUUAUUCAUUUCUUAUUGCAGUGUUGAAUUAAAUAUAUUCACUUUUAAAAUGAAGCAGUGUGUUUAUCAAUAUCUUGGUGACAGAUAUUUAAUGUUUGAGGAAUGGGAAGUCAUGGGCUUUUUCUCUAGCACAAAGGUUACAAACCAACAAUUACGGAGAGUCAUACAAAUUGUACAUUGGAAAGGCAGAGAGUUUCUUCAUUCCCUAAUUUUGCUUUAGCACAGUGCUUGGUAAAUAUCUGUAGAUAAAAUAAAUGAAUUUUAACCAACUCUUCCAUUUUGCAGAUGAAAUGUACUAACUUUUGAGACUUGCCCUAGCAGUUAUAUCUAAACCUCUUUUUACUACUGAGCAUAGAAAAGUUUUGUUUUACUUUAGAAACCAUGUUUUUAAAAACCUUGUCUGGGGGAAAAUAUCUUUAAUAGGCUAUUAUUCUAAAAACAAAAAACAAGGUCUGGAGUGUGGUAUUGUUUUACAUUAGGAACAGAAGAGGUAGUAGAAAAAGCAUGGGCAUUGGAGUCAGACAUUCAUUCAUUCAACUAAUAUUAAGCUCCUACUUUAUACUUAGAAUUGUAUUGGGUAAUAAGAAUAUAGUAGUGAAGACAAAAAAGGUCCCUACCCUGUGGAAAUUAUAUUCUAAUGGAGGAAGGCAAAAGAUAAUUUCAUAUGGAGAUAAAACACUAUAAAGAAAAUAAGGCAAUGAGAUGAGAAAAAGGGUGAGUGGGAUGGGCCUACUUUACUUACAAUUGUCGAAGAAGGGCUCUCUGAGGAAGUGACAGGGGAGCUGAGUCCUGAGUGAGGAGCAGGAACCAGCCACCUGAAGAUCUGAGGACGAGUGUGCUAGGCAGGUGACACUACAGGAGCAAAGGCCUUGGGACAGGUAAGGGCUCAGUUUGAGGAACAAAGGGAACGUAUGGCUGGAGCACAGUAAGAGUGGAGUAGUGCGAGAUGGAACUGAAGGGACUAUGCAGCAGAAACUUCUUCCAUGGUGUUAUGACUCCCAACUUUUGGCUGGGCACAUGGCUGCCCAGAAACAGGAAGACAUUUUCCAGCCUUUCUCAGAGGUCUCUUAAGUUCUGACCCCUGUAAGUGGAAGCGUUAUGUAGAGCUUUCAGGAAUCUUCCUUAAAACACAGCAAGCAUGUACCCCUUGCUCUUUUCUUCUUCCAACUUCGCUGCUUGGUACACAUGUAAUGACUGGUACUCUAGCUGCUCUUUUAGGUCACAGGGAUGAGGGUCAGUCCUAAAGACCGGGGAACAUGGCCUGGAAGGAGUUUGUGCCCUGAGGACUUUUAAAAAUAUAUGUAUUUUUAUUGAUUUCAGCCUCCUGCAUGCCCCCUACUGGGGAUCAAGCCCACAACCCGGGCAUGUGCCCUUGACAGGAAUUGAACCCGGACCCUUCAGUCUGCAGGCCGACGCUCUAACCACUGAGCCAAACCUGUUAGGGCCCUGAGGACUUCUUGAAGCUGAACCCUGUACCAGCCUUGGGAGGUCUUCCUUUAGACAUGUGUGUCAGAGAAGUAAACUUCCAUCUUGUUUUAAGCUAUUGCUGUUUGGGUCUCUUGCUCAUAACCAAACCUAAUCCUAAUACCUAGAGGCAGGAUUCCCAUCAUCUCAGUUUUCAUAGGGACUGUGAAGAAAUUGGAUUUUAUCCUAAAUGCAAUGGGGAGCCCCUGAAGUUUUAAGCAGGAGAGUAAUAUCACCCACUGUAUAUUUUAUAAGGUAUUGGAGAAAUUGUAGGGAGACAAGAGUGGAAGAGGGGAAACAGGUAAAGGGGUGUUAGAAAUGGUACAUACUCUAUGGAGAAGUUAGUGUAUAGUAUGCUCUCUUUUAUGAGGAAUGGAGGAAUAUGUGUGUGUAUUUCCCUAUGUUAAAAAAGCAACAAUGGAAGGGACAAGUCAAAAACUAAUAAAAGUGGUUACUAAUAGAAAAGAAGGAAUUGGGGAGAGGAGACAGGAAUGAAAGCCUUAGUAUCUUAAGGCUUCUUUGAAUGUUCCAUUUAUAGUAUGGAACCAUAUAAGUGGUUUAUAUAGCUAUAAAACAAAAUCAGAUCCAAAAGGAAAAAAAAGCAAUCCUUAAAAUUGGAAACAAAUGAACCUAAAUAUAUAUGAAGUUCAUGCUAUAAUCACACGAAGAACUAUUCUUAGUAUCUUUACUACUAUUUUGACUGUGCAUCGUUAGUGGUCUAUAUCCUAGGAAAAGAGCAGCAAAGGAAUAUUAAAUUUCAUUCAGUUAUAUUUUUAUUAAUAUUGGUAUUUUACCACUAUUAUUAAGAUGAAACGUAAUUAUAACAAUGUUAGGAACCAAGUUUUACAGUGUAAAAGAUACACAAUUAUAAUAUCAGGUAAGCUAAGUAGAAACUAUACUACUAAAUUUUAA
This is a messenger RNA of Myotis lucifugus (little brown bat), 4334 nucleotides long. It is a transcript of the gene CENPL, whose product is annotated as centromere protein L. The record is from RefSeq and is a predicted model, not a curated record. Bases 386 to 1426 code for a protein of 346 amino acids. The transcript has 5 exons. NCBI's taxonomy places the organism in Eukaryota, Metazoa, Chordata, Mammalia, Chiroptera, Vespertilionidae.